Molecule: messenger RNA, 8488 nt
Organism: Sitophilus oryzae (rice weevil)
Lineage: Eukaryota; Metazoa; Arthropoda; Insecta; Coleoptera; Curculionidae
Exons: 41
Coding region: 1-7539 (2512 amino acids)
Biological process (GO): monoatomic ion homeostasis; negative regulation of sodium ion transport; intracellular signal transduction
Cellular component (GO): cytoplasm
Molecular function (GO): chloride channel inhibitor activity; protein serine/threonine kinase activity; potassium channel inhibitor activity
Source: RefSeq, a predicted model, not a curated record
AUGACAGCAGAAAUAAUAAAAGCCGUUAAAGAACCUGGAUUAGAAAUGCUUCAUCUGAUCUGUAAUAAAAUAUGGCACACAGGAGAAUGGCCCGACGACUGGACACACUCCACCAUUGUCACUCUCCACAAGAAAGGGAGCAUACAUAUAAGUGCAGCAACUAUCGUACAAUUUCCCUCAUCUCACAUGCCAGUAAAGACAACCUUAGCGACCAUUCCACGUAAAAAAUCCUCCUCCGUAGAGGCGGGCACAGCCGGUGCCGGACCCGCUGCCGCAGCGGCCUCUCGAGGAGGAGGCAAAGGCCCGCUGGCUUGGACCCGGUCGCUCACCUCUAGCGCUUGCCGGAAGGGGGAUCUUCAUAAACACAAGCGGGCUGCGUCCGUCGCUGCAGUCGAAGUAGGUGAGGAGGCGGCGCUGGUGCAGACGGGCGCCGUCUCCUCCCUCAAGGAUAAAGCAAAUGAAAAGGCAAAUAUUGGCAGUAGCGAACAAAAAGUUCAUCAAGGACCCUCGACAACUCUCUUUGACAAAAUCGAUAAUAUAGAAUUUAUCGAUCAGUCCGCAUCCCAAGAUGUAUCUAAAUUAAAUAAAGGUUAUCACACGCUGGAUGCUGAUGCCGAUUUUAACGAAGAUGAUGUGUUUAAAACGCCUACUAAUAAGCUACAAAAAAGUAAAGUUAAAGCGAAAACUUCGAGCAGUAAGAAGAAAACCAAAAAGAAUAAAAAUUUAAGAUCCGAUACGCCAAAUCCAGAAACCUCUCACAAAAAAGCGACUUCGGGAGAACAAGUUACCACCAUAGAAACGGUUACAACGGACAUCGAAACCACGAAAAUUGUGACGACAACUACUAGCUUAAAUCGCUACACUUUCAUGAAACUGAUGGACGAACAGAACGCUAUAGAUUUUCACUCGGAGAAAAAGAACAGGACUCACAGCUGUAGCAGUAUACCCUAUGACAACAUCAUCGAUAACCUGGCACCGUUCAGGAAAAGGUUUUGUAACGUUCAGUUGUUUGGGAGGUCUAAUGAGAACGAUUUUCCGUGGAUAGGAUCGGAUUCAGACGUACGUCAAAUCGUUGAGUCGGUGUUGAAUUAUAUUUUGGAUAUGGCAGUAGAUAUAAUUGAAAAGAACCAAUUGUUACUGAAAGCAAAGGACAAUAAUGAACCUAAAAAUAAGCCUAAAUCAAAUGAAGGAGAAAUUCCAAAAGAAACAUUUUCCGAUUUCGGAUAUAAGUCGAGAAUUCGUUGUAACACAGGAAAUAUUUUACCUAACCUCUAUCAAAAACCAACGAAAGCGCCAUCUAGCGAUAAUUUAAUAGAUGCGAAGAAUUUCGUUGAGGAUUACGAGGAAUAUCACGAUUCCUGUUGUGAAAUGGCAGAUUCCCAAGUAGCUGUGAAUCAGAUUAUCAAGGACCUUAGUGAAAACUUCGAAAAGGAGAUAACAGAAAGGCAACGUCACCAGAAAAAGAAAGAUAAAUUUGUCAAACACGGCGGCGUUACCACAAUGAUAGCCAUCGAGACCGAUUCAAACGCCGAAGACGAUAUUGAUCUACAACAAAACAACAUGAUGCUCUUAGAAAUUGGUCCAAUGUACAACAUUCCUAAGAAUCUGUUUCAAAGUGCCGAAAUGACUGAGAUCACUGAACAAACAAUAGAUCGGCAUGAUCAGAACGCGGAGAAUAAUUUGGAUGUUGAGCAACCGCUUGUGGUCAAUUUAGCUGAAAGAAGGGCUAGAACUGAAGAUGACGAUGACGAUGUUUAUAGGCCGAUAGCUGUCAGUCCGGAUGGAAGAUUUUUCAAAUAUGAAGAAGAAAUCGGGCGUGGUUCGUUUAAGACAGUUUAUCGAGGACUGGAUACGCAAACCGGUGUAGCAGUUGCUUGGUGCGAAUUACAGGAAAAGAAACUAAACAAGGCGGAGCGGCAAAGGUUUCGGGAGGAAGCAGAGAUGCUUAAAAAACUACAACAUCCCAACAUCGUGCGAUUUUAUAAUUACUGGGAAAGCCCCGGUACAAAGAAGAAGAAUAUUGUCUUAGUUACUGAACUGAUGCUGAGCGGAACAUUGAAAACGUAUUUGCGUCGCUUCAAGAAAAUCAAUCCCAAAGUACUGAAAUCGUGGUGCCGUCAAAUCCUGAAGGGUUUAGCGUUUCUACACUCUCGAUCGCCACCUAUAAUACAUCGAGAUCUGAAAUGCGAUAACAUAUUUAUUACUGGAACGACUGGAUCGGUUAAAAUUGGGGAUUUAGGAUUAGCUACUUUGAAAAACAGGAGUUUCGCAAAAUCGGUUAUUGGUACUCCAGAAUUUAUGGCGCCGGAAAUGUAUGAAGAACAUUACGACGAAGGUGUUGAUGUCUAUGCGUUUGGUAUGUGCAUGCUUGAAAUGGCCACCAGCGAAUAUCCUUAUUCAGAGUGCACUGGACCUGGUCAAAUUUACAAGAAAGUUAUAUCGGGCGUUAAACCGGCAAGUUUUGAGAAAGUCCAGAACCCUGAGAUAAAAGACGUGAUAGAAAGUUGUAUCAGGCCUAGAAAAGAAGAUCGGCCCAAGAUUAAGGAUCUUUUACAACAUGUCUUCUUUGAAGAAGAUGUGGGCUUAAAGGUGGAAGUUGUGUCUCAAGAAGAUAAAAAAAUCGUGUUUAGGCUGAGGGUUAUCGAUCCAAAAAAGAGAACCCACAAACAUAAGGAAAAUGAAGCUAUACAAUUCGAGUUUGAUACCCAAACCGACAAAUACGAUGCAAUUGCCGAAGAAAUGGCAAAAUCGGGAAUAAUAUUUGAAGAAGAUGCCAAAAUGGUUUCUCAGUUACUGAAAACUCAAAUAGUUCAGAUCAAUAAAGAGCGUGAAAAGCAGAACAAAGAAAACGAAGUCUUGGCACAGCAAUAUCAACAAUACUUACAACAAGUUGACCAAAUUACUCAACAACAACCGCCACAAAUCAACCAAAGUCAACAGAAUACACAGUCUCAACAGCCACUUCAGCCUGCCUCUCAGUAUCAACAACCUGGUAUAAUUCAACAGGACCCGCCUGCAUAUCAAUCAAAAAGUCUUACUUCUGAUUUACAUCAAUCCGCUCAGUCUGUAUCGUCGUUAAUACCACAAGAUAAUCAACAAGAGAAUAAAGAUAUGAUGUAUUCACAACCGAGCACACAGCCACAAUUUCCCGAGCCUCCACAACAACCGUCGCAAGUACCUUCUGUCCAACCACAAGAACCGCCUUCUCAGUUUGUUGAUCCGUUGCAAGGUACCAAUCAAGUCCAGUCUUGUUCGGCUAUUCUUCAGCGUCAAACUUCAGUUGAUCCUGAUAUGCAAUCGCAAACAAUUGUCCAUAAAGAAAGUGCGUCUGCUCAGUUUAUGCAUCAGAAUGUUGUUCAGGAAGAUGUAGUUCAGCAUGGAGAAAUUUUGCAGGGAGAAACUGAGCCAGAUGUACCCGAAACCCAACCUAUUUCACAGACUGAUUUGUUUCAUCCUGUAACAAGCUCCAACGAUUCGAAUAGGUUAAACAUGGACGGUCGAAUAGAAGUGCCACAAAUCAACCCAAAUCUUCAACAAGAAAACUAUGUUCAUCAGCAACAGGGGUAUGCACCGCAACAUUCCCAACCUUAUCAGCAGUAUCAGCAAAUUGAGACUCAGCCAGACUUGCAGGCGCAGCAGCAAUUUAUUCAGCAGCCAUAUCCGCAUCAGCAACAACCUCCAAGCUCUCAGCACCAGAAUAGCGAACAACAAACUUAUCAGCAACCAAGUCAACAAGAUAUAUUACCUAAUCAGCAGCAACCUCAAGCAGCCUUUAGUACUCCAUCCCUUUCGCAAGCUAGUUUUACCCAGCCGCCCGAAGGUCAACAUAGUUACAGUGAACCACAGUACGUAACCCCUAUCGAUCAUCAACAGGAACCACCUAAGUUUAUGCCACAACAAAGCAUUGAUCAGCCAGUCUAUCAGCAGCCUCAGCAUCAAUUUGUCCAGCCUCCACAGCCACAACAGCAGCCAAAUGAGAGCGCUGCUCAAGAUGUCAAUCAACAGCAAUGUCAGCAAAUAGAUAAUAGUGCUCAAGAGGUGCAUGAACAACAGCAAUGCCAGCCUAUAGGUCAUAGGUUAUCUACCACAGACAUUCCUCCGAUGAACCUAGAACAGUUGCAGCAGAAAUUAGCAGCUCAACAUUUAAAGGACCAGCACAGAGCCUCUACUACUUCUUUACCUCCGAUGACUACUUUUGAUUCAUCUGCCCAAGAUCACAGGCGACAUUCAACUGUUUCGCAACCAGCAUGUCCCCAAGAAUACAAUAAUUUACACCAACAAAUCAUUCCUGAAGGGCAGGUACAAGACUUCAGCCAACUGUCAAGUGCUAAACAGAUUUCAAAUGAGCAGUUGGAAGCAGUUAUAGAACAAGGUACAGUGAUGGUUCCAACUGUAGAUCAGUUGCCCGCUAAAGAACUGUCACAAGAUACUAUCUCCCCGAACCAGAUUCAACCAGUUAUUGAAGAUUUCGAGCUUUCAGAACAGGACCAGUCCUCCUCGACAGGGAUCGACCCAGACACAUUACCCAAACGUCGAACAAAACGCUCGUCACUACGUCACCGACUCAUAGUCGACUCGGUAUUCUCAGACGGCACCGUAGAAUGCCGCCUGUUAUCGAAACAACGCACUAUAAGCUUUAAGUUCAAUCGUUUGGACACUACGUCGAACGAUAUCAUCAACGGCUUGACCAAACAGGAUCUGUUGAAAUCGGAUCAGCUGGAAAAGUUGCGCGUUCACCUUCAGGACGUUAUGAACGAGCUGAAGUUAAAGCCUAAUAAAAUACCCGAGUGCGCUAGAGAGGGGUCGUGUAAUGGCGACGGGCAAAAGAUAAAGGUUAGACAUGGCUCAUUGACAAGGCACUCUCAUAAAAAGACACACCGGAGACAUAAAUCUAAGGACGAAUCUAGUACCCGACUGCUCGAGAACAAACAGGCCUAUUUAGAAGUGAAUCAAGAGGACUUCCAGUCUAUCAAAACUACAUUGACUGAUACUAUCUAUCAGAAUUUAAGAUGUCGAGAAAGUUUAAACUCGAGUGGUACCGUGUCAAGAAAAACAAGUACCGCAUCCGAAUAUACCCCCGAACAUACGUACAUAACGAAUUCGAACAACAAUAAUAACCAGAAUCCCUUAGAACUGUCGAAUGUCAGUUCAAACAGCGACGAUUACCUGAUCGCUACGACGGACCUUUCUUCGGCACCCAGUAAGAAAAAUAUAUGCAAAGGAUUCAAAGAAGAUAUUCCUGAUCAUGCUGAUACUCUAAAGAAUGAAUUAACGGAGAGUUUAAAACAAAAAGAAUCGCUUCAGCUGGUUCCUGGACAGAAAGUGAAUCUAAAAGUUUUUGUUAUGUCGGUUGGGAAAGACGAAGCUAAAAAUGAAUUAACAGAACCAAAAAUAGAAAUGAAAAAUGAUCAGCUAUCUGCGCCAGUUGAUUCUAAUCCUCCUGAAUUUUUAGGAACAACAUCUCAAGAAACAUUACCGACUAAACAAGAUAAUAAACCAGUCGAAAAAAUUAUUCAAGUUAUCGUUGAAAAAGGAGAAAAAACUACCGAAAAUAAAGAUGAAAAUCUAUCAGUUAGAUCUCCUAAACGAAAAAUCUCUAGAUUCUUGGUUAGUCCAGUCUUGAGUGGACAGUUAGACGUACCAAAAUAUGUAGAGAACGCCGGUUACAAUAGCCAAGAUAAAGGCAAUGCAUUAAAAAUUGAAUUAGAAGCACAAACUUUGGAGAAAAAUGCUUCCGAGAAAGUCAUUUUAUCUCCGACUAUAGUGGAAUAUAACCAGAUUGAUUCUUCUACGUUGUCUCCAAACGAUCAGCUACCAACUCAAGCUACUAGUACUACAGAACAGGUGGUUUUUCAGUCACAUACAAUGCAGCCACCCGAGCAGACGGUACACAAUGUUAAUAUACCAACAAGAAAAAAUUCGGCGCCACUGGAAUGUAUCCGAUUAGACGGAGAGAAGGCUAUGGAACAGAAAAUUAGCGUGUGCAGUUUAAAGGAGGAUAGUACCAUGUCAAAGGGAGAACUUGUAUGCGGUCCUGAAUUGAUCAACACUAUUGAACAACUGAAAAUUAGUUUGGAACAUUUAAAGAACAGUAAUCAUCCGAAGAAAGAAGAAAGUGAGACAAAAAUAGUGUCCAGUACUGUUGAGGUUCCAAUGGUAAACCCUUCAGAAUCUGAACCUCAGACUACUUCCAUACCCUCUAUACUACAAACACCGGAACCUCAAGAAAUGGCUGAGUUUAUUCCGUCUGUGCCGCUUCCUAUGCCUCAGCAACAACAAACUAUAGUAUCUCAGCAACCGUUGCAAGCUAAUUUAUCUUCCCAAAUGUCAGUGGAUAUUUCCCAAGCACAAGUACCGUCCUACGAGCAGGCAAUUUCUACGUUUGGUCAGACUUCUCAACAGUUACCUGCAUCAGAAUCAUUACAAAAUUUGGAGAAUGGACAGAAUGUAAUUCAAAUAUCCCAACAGCAACAAUUUGUACCUCAGGAAUUAAUUGAUCAAUCCUCCAUUUCAAACCAAGACAUUGUUACUGGCCACUGUGUUUUAAAAGAUUCUCUAACGCACAUUGAAAGAACUAGUCAACCGUCCACUCCUCAACAAGAAGUUAAGGAUGAUGCAAGUUUCUAUAAUGAUGUUCAAAAUAAACCAGUAACAACACCAGCUCCAGCUGUACAGAAUUUAACGCUUGGAGUAGAAAUAAGUAGUACUACCGCCUCUUCAGAUGUUCUUUCCCCUGUCCGGGAGUUGGGCCAACAAAAUAUGAAUAGUAUUCCAAUGGGUAUCAUUUCUGAGGCUCCCGAAUCAACAAAUAAUGACCUAUGGGACUUAAACGGCCAACUAAAAAAUAUUAACGAAAAACAACAGAUCAUUGACAAUGCUGCUCAGUUGCAAAUGCUUCAGAAAACCACAGACACUGAUGAAAUUAAAAAUCAAGUAAUACAUGAUGCUGGACAUAGUGUUAACCAGGCUCUGCAAGAUUCGUCAAAAUCUUUUCCAAUAGAGAAUGAACGUAUUAAUCAAACGCUCGUAGAUGCUACAGGAUUAAAUCAGAUUUCUCCCGAGUCUCCUGCAAUAGAUCAAACCAUUUUUACUACCACUGCAACUAAUGCAAAUGCAUUUUUUGAACAAACAAGUGGUCAAAUUCCAGACGCUGGCCAAGUAAAUAGUACUGUAGUGAGUAAACCUCAAAUUCAAACAGUGUCGUCAGCCCAAGGACUUCCAUUGAAUACCAAUCGUGAACCGAUAAAUGUGUCUCAAGAAGGACACGCAUUUGAGUCUCCACAAGGACCAGAUUUUACCACUGUUAUCAAUACGACGUUUGAUUGCUUGAAAACGACGCUGGUUAAAUCGUUACCAAAUACGGGAGGUGAAAUAGCAUCGGAAGAUGGGGAAGAAAAGUCUCAAGUUACAGAGGAAACAUUCGAAGAAAUGCUCAACCGACAGAAAGCCGAACUAAAUGCUCUGAUGGAAGCUCACAGACGGCAACAGCUAGAGUACAUGGGCAAAUACAAGAGACAAAAAGACCGAGAAGACACGUAAUAGUUUUUCGUGAAAAAUUUUAAUUAUUUUUUUAUCUAAGAAUGCGAGAAGUAUCGAAGGAUAAGUAGUGAAAAUAUUGUGAGAAUGAAGGCUGUAUAAUCCUAAUAGUCAAGAUCCGGCUGCAGGAUUAUUACGCUCAUCAUGUUUUUAAUGAAAACCCCUAUUUACGUAUAUUUAUGAAUAGGGGAAUACACUUUUAACAGGCUGCCAAUCAAAAAGUCGCCGCAAAUAGGUGUUGUCACGGUUCAAAGUUUUUCCUGUUUGGUUUGGUUUGGCAACCUAAAGUAUGUAUUAGCAAACCUAAAGUAUGUAUUAGGAUGUAUUUCGGGAAAAUACUUUAACUUCUACAGGGUGGCUCAAAAAAUUGUGAGUGGAUCGGGAUGAUUUUUUAAAUGGAAUACCCUGUAUAUUCUGCAUUUUCGGCUUCCUUUCUUAUCACUUUAUAUAUUCCUAAGAUAUUAUUAUAUUAUUAAAUAAUGUUUUGCUAGUUUCGGAAAUAUGUAUUAAUAAGUAAAAAAAUGUUUUUCAUCCUUUUAAAAAAAAAUAUUAAAAAUACACAAGAAAUGUCCUGAAAUUAAAACUACUAGGUAUUUACGCAGACAGUAGUAUCGACUGACUAGUGAUAAAUAAAAUCUAGGAACUAGUGGGGUUGCAGUCAGAAGGGUUUGGACUAAAAUUAAUAUACUUUGUUAACGGUCAAGCUUUCGGAAUUUAUUUAUUCCAUCCUCAGGACACUGAAAUGGAAAUACAUGUUACAGAAAAAGCUAUAAAAGUCAAGUAGCAUGAACUUAUUCAACGUGGUAAAAAAGCUUCUCUAAAAACUACAUUAAAAAUAGGCUUUAAGGAUACAUUGAAGACUCCACAGUAAAAUCAUCACUGACCAGUCAACCACAUUAUGGCGUAUCAUGGGGCGAAUAAACCGCCUGAUUAUUAAUUAAAACAUUGGAAA